CCGACGUACCACAUACCUACCAUUUUCCCUCCUCUUAAGACCCGAACGUCUUUUGCACCGAAUCGAACGAAGAAAUCCGUGAUGUCCUUCCCGACUGGUAGUUCAUCUAACGAUCUGAGCAUUGAGCAAGUCUGAAUCUGUCGCGAAUGUGUGGGUUUGGUUCCAACCAAAGUAGAGUAACAGUGGAGCCAGUCGUAUUGAAUGAGACUCUCCGCGCCAAUCUUCCACGAUGUCCUCUUCAAAAGAGCAUCAGGUGCCAAAGCGAAAGCGGGUGUAUCAAGCUUGUGAUCCUUGUCGGAAACGUAAAUACAAAUGCGACGGUGUACGGCCGAGUUGCGGGACGUGUGAAAGAAGCUCUCUGAGCUGCAGCUGGUCAGCACGUAGCUCGGGACACCAGCAGACGGCCACAGACAACGUAGCGGAAACAAAGGAAAAGGGCCCUCGUGCACGCUAUGUAGAUCUAUUGCAAACGAGGCUAAGAGACUUGGAAACGCUAGCUCGAGAACAUGGCCUUGAUCCGGGUGCCCUGCUUUUGGCACAUCAACAGGAGACUGCAAGGAGAGCAUUAGCACAGAGUGCCACCGAAAAUACUGCGGUAACGCCUGAAUUGAUGGACUUGAGUUCAGGAAGUUCUUCUGUGUCGCUCGACUCUUCGGCAAUGUCCAAUUUAGCCGAGGGUAAUGGGCAACUCUCUGAUCAAGCAUUGUCUGAUCUGCUGGCUGAGGAGGAGGAUUAUAGCAACGAGCCUAACAUUGCCCAGACCGCCUUGGAUGAACUCGUAGAGCUCUUUAUCGCAUGCCACUACCACGUACAGCCGCACAACUUUCUCCAUCACUGUACAUUUAUGCGAGAACUACGGAGUCACUCGCCGUUGCUAAUGAAUGCAGUGUAUACCCUUGGAGCAAAGUAUUCAAACCUCUUCCCGGGACGGCCUCAGUACAGGGCUGGCGACUUAUUCUAUGAACGUGCUGAGCAAUUGUUGCAUCAAAGCCAAGCUGCUGCUGACAUUGAAGUAAUCCAUGCCUUGUUACUACUAUCGGCGCACGCUCUGUCCUCGGGCCGUACUCUUACUGGAGUGCAGCACUUGGACAGUGCAAUUAGCAUCGCGCUGUCAUUAGACCUUCAUCUGGAACCGGAGAUCGACCCGUCACAAACGUGGGUCGUAACGGAGACGAGGCGAAGGACAUUCUGGGCCUGCUUUCAUGGAGACCGGCAGAUGGCGAAUCUGGGAUUUCGUCCGCGGCGGAUUUCAUUAGAGAUUGUUCGAGUACAGUUACCUUCUGCCGAGCUUCUCUGGCAAACUGUACUCAAAUCCGGGGAAUCUCCACAACCGGAUGCGAUACGCGACAUUAUGACUGAUCCGUAUAUUGCGUUUCUCAAGCUGCAUGACAUUUUUGAUCGUAUUCUUCCAGACCCUAUACCGAGUGGCCAUCAGGACAAUAUUCGACUCCCAACUUGGCUAUAUUUACCAAACCCGAAUUCAAUGGAAGUCGGAAGUUAUGCGGAUCGCCAGUCACAGCUUCAGGGCUUAGAUCAGGAGCUUCGCGCUUGGUUUGCUGGUCUGCCAUCGUGGGCAACUCAUCUUGGCAAGUACUUCAUACCUGAUCUUACCGCCGAUAAGCCCUUGCAAAGCUGGUUCUGGGUCUCUGUGCAUCUGUUAUAUCACACCUCUCGUUUGCUCCUUCGCUGGCCGGCGAUGAUCGACACAGUACACUCAUCAACGAGUUUAGAAUAUGCGAAGGCAAGCGCUGCUGUUGUAGGAUGUCGGGAGGAAGCGCGGGAGAUAGUACGCAUUUUGGCUGAAGUUAUUUUACCCACCAAUCCGACCAUUAAAAAUCUGGAGCCCUGGACGUUUGGGAUCUGCAUUUGGCAAGCUGCAACAGGUUACAUUAAUCUGCAUCGACUUGGCCUACUGACGGAAGCCGACGAUGUGCUGGGGAGCUUGGGGACAUGUAUGGAGGGAUUUGUCGGCUUGGGUACUCAUUUUGAAGAAGGUGCGAAAUGGACCCGCGAUCUCUUGGAGGCCACUCGUUGAUUUUGUUUAUAAUGACAUCGUUGUACUGCCACUUGAAAACUGCGCCACUGAAAGAUAUCAUGAAUCCCC
Spizellomyces punctatus DAOM BR117 is the source of this 2104-nucleotide messenger RNA. RefSeq lists its product as uncharacterized. Gene Ontology annotation, biological process: DNA-templated transcription; regulation of DNA-templated transcription. The record is from RefSeq and is a predicted model, not a curated record. NCBI's taxonomy places the organism in Eukaryota, Fungi, Chytridiomycota, Chytridiomycetes, Spizellomycetales, Spizellomycetaceae. Gene Ontology annotation, molecular function: DNA binding; zinc ion binding; DNA-binding transcription factor activity, RNA polymerase II-specific. The coding region runs from base 230 to 2035 and encodes 601 amino acids. The transcript is spliced from 6 exons. Gene Ontology annotation, cellular component: nucleus.